CGAGAGAGAGAGAGAAACAACAACAGCGUGGAGGAUGAUGUUUGCUGCUGCUGCUGUGGUGCGUGGUAGUGGUGUGUUGGCUGCUGGUGCAGCCACGCGUCAGGUGGCUGCCAGUGGCUCGCUGCCGGCGCUGGCGAGGGGGCUUCAUGUCUCUGCUGCUGCCCGUGCUGGCCCACCUCCUUUCCAGCCUGAAAAGGCUCCUCCAGGCCUUGGCGAGACAAAGGAGAUGAACCUGUUCACUGCCAUUAACGACGCCAUGGACCUUGCACUGGCGACAGACCCUACAUCAGUCCUCUUUGGCGAGGACGUUGCGUUUGGUGGCGUGUUCCGCUGCAGCGUCCACCUGCGUGAGAAGCACGGUAAGUCUGACGCUGUGAGCUGUGCGUGCGUGCGUGUGUGUGUGUGUGUGUGUGUGUGUGUGUGUGUGUGUGUGUGUGUGUGUGUGUGUGUGUGUAUUGUGAACGAGGCUGCCAAGUACCGCUUCCGCUCCGGCAACCAGUUUGACUGCGGCAAGCUGACCAUUCGCUCCCCAUAUGGGUGCGUUGGCCACGGUGCCCUGUACCACUCCCAGAGCCCCGAGGCGCUCUUUGCACACGUUCCCGGCCUCAAAGUCGUCAUCCCUCGCAGCCCUAUCCAAGCCAAGGGUCUGCUGCUCGCCAGCGUCAACGACGACAACCCGGUCAUCUUCUUCGAGCCAAAGUUCAUGUACCGCUCAGCCGUUGAGGAGGUUCCUGUUGAGCACUAUGAACUGCCGCUCGGGUCAGCAGAGGUCGUCAGGGAAGGCACGGAUGUGACGGUGGUUGGGUACGGUUCUCAGUUCCACAUUCUGCGGGCGGCGUGCGACAUGGCCAAGGAGAAGCUUGGCGUCUCGUGUGAGCUGAUUGAUCUCCGCACCAUCUACCCCUGGGACGAGCAAACCAUCACAGAGUCUGUGAAGAAGACGGGCCGCCUGGUGAUUGCGCACGAAGCGCCCGUCAGCAACGGCAUGGCCGGCGAGAUCGCCGCCACCGUCCAGGAGAAGUGCUUCCUGCAUCUUGAGGCGCCGGUGCGUCGCGUGUGCGGGUGGGACACGCCGUUCCCGCUCGUGUAUGAGCCGUACUACGUCCCAGACAAGUUCCGCUGCUUCGAGGCAAUCAAGAAGACAAUCGAGUACUGAUCUGAUCAUCUUGCAACCAACGCUUUGCGUGCAUGCACGCACGUGCACAUGUGUUGCUCUUGCAGCUCUGUACCGUUGUACUCUUCUCUGUUGGUGUUUCCUGAGUGAAUCCAUUGCUCCAUCAUUUCAGUUUCGUGCCAUCACUCACCUGCUGGCUUGCAAAGUUGUUUCGUUUUGAAGAGGAAGAAGAACACAACAAAACAGCAGAGCUGCGUGCGUGAGAUGCUUUGCAUGUGCGUGUGCGAGUGCGCGUGAUGCGCGCGUGUGUUUGCAUGUGCGCGUGUUUGCCACGUCAAGACCAUGAUUUCGGCUGUUUAUACGGCACACACGCACAAGCAAGAGCAUCAAACACGUGAGGAAUGAAACGCACAGAUGCAAAGCACACGAAGCUAGGUGGAGCAAGUAAGCUAUGAGGUCACAUACAAACAACAAAACAC
This is a messenger RNA of Salpingoeca rosetta, 1593 nucleotides long. RefSeq names its product branched chain ketoacid dehydrogenase E1. Gene Ontology annotation, biological process: response to nutrient; branched-chain amino acid catabolic process. The record is from RefSeq and is a predicted model, not a curated record. Lineage: Eukaryota; Choanoflagellata; Craspedida; Salpingoecidae. The coding region runs from base 35 to 1156 and encodes 373 amino acids. Gene Ontology annotation, molecular function: catalytic activity. The transcript has 10 exons.